AUGUCAUCCGCAAAGAUUGCCAUCAUCCUUUACUCCACUUAUGGUCAUGUGGCCAAAUUGAGCGAAUCAGUCAUUGCCGGUGUCAAAGCUGCCAAUGUGGAAUACAAGGUUUUCCAAAUCACUGAAACUCUACCUGAUGAAGUUUUACAAAAGAUGUAUGCAAACAAGGAACCUAUCAAAAACUACCCUGAAGUCACUCCAGAUGAUCUCAAACAAUUUGAUGGUUUCAUCUUUGGUUUCCCAACACGUUAUGGCCGUGCUCCAGCUCAAGUUUCCGCCUUCUUUGACCGUACAGGUGGACUUUGGGCUUCAGGCGCUUUGGUAGGCAAAUUCGCAACUAUUUUCACAUCUACUGCUUCUCAACACGGUGGUUUGGAAACGACUGCUUUAACAACACUCCCAUUCUUUGUUCAUCAUGGUAUCAUCUUUGUACCUUAUGGAUACCAGCACAGCGAAGCACAACAAAACGUUGACAAAAUCGUUGGCUCCUCCGCUUACGGUGCAGGAACCGUUGCUGGUGGUCAAGGUCAACUUCAACCCGAUCCACUCGAUCUUUCCGUUGCUGAGAAGCAAGGUGAAUAUUUUGCCAAGGUUGUUUCAACUUAUGUCAAAGGAUCUUCCGCUUAG
This is a messenger RNA of Meira miltonrushii, 627 nucleotides long. Its product is annotated as putative 1,4-benzoquinone reductase. The transcript has a single exon. The record is from RefSeq and is a predicted model, not a curated record. Gene Ontology annotation, molecular function: FMN binding; NAD(P)H dehydrogenase (quinone) activity. NCBI's taxonomy places the organism in Eukaryota, Fungi, Basidiomycota, Exobasidiomycetes, Exobasidiales, Brachybasidiaceae. The coding region runs from base 1 to 627 and encodes 208 amino acids.